AUGCGAAAUCAGGAAAUAUUAAUUCUCAGAGAACCGGACGGGUCAAGAUCAAGUUUGACAAACGCUAGCUUGUAUCAACAAGCCGAACACCUGGCAAGAUAUCUGGUGACACAGGGAGUCAAGCGAGGUGACACAGUAGGCCUGGUAGGUCCGAAUUCUCUAGAGAAGGCUAUUGGAUCAUUGGGAAUAAUGUUAGCUGGAGCUGUUGUAUGGAAUGUCACCAUUAAUAUGAAAACAGCGCAAGAUGUCAAAACCCAAAUUCAACUUCUACAGGCAAAAGUCAUGUUGGUGGAUUGUGGCAAAGAUAACUGUUUCCUUCCCCCUGUCAAAGCUAUGCUGGAUCACUGCACUGUUCAAAGAGAAAACGGGAGAGGGGAAACCGAUAUUAAAGUUAUAUUUCUUAGAAAAACAGACUCAUGCGAUGUUAAAAUGUCAGAAACUUUGGAAAAUAUCAAAUCGCGUCCCCUGGAUAAAGUGGAUCUCCCAGAUAUUUAUCCUGAAGACAAAGUGAAUCUUUUCUCCACAUCGGGAAGCACUGGAAAGUCAAAAAUGGUCUGUCAUUCUCACUUCAGCUCUAUCAACUGUCCCCCAGCCAAUAGUCCGCGUACGACGAAUUAUCAGAGUAAUAAUUUAAGUGAAAAAAUAUUCGGAUGGAUGUCAGAAAGUCUUAUAGGUGUUAUCGUUAAAGGAAAUCCCUGGGUAAUGUUAGGAUCAGCUGUAGAAAUGAAUAGCGAGAAUGCUGGUUUUGUUUGGCAGGUUGUAAAAGAAGAAGAUUGCACAGAUGCAUGGCUCCAGCCCCUUUUAAUCCAUGAUUUGUUGGAGCUACCCCAGUCUGUAACGGAGGAUGGGUUUAGACUUCGGAAUAUUGUCGUAACUGGUCAGAUGAUCGACAACUUCUAUACGGGAGUCGUAGGACGAUUUUGUCAGAAAAUGAUGGUUAUAUAUGGUACUACUGAAUGUAUACGAAUGUCUGUAAAAGGUCCUAUUGAUGGUAGUGAACCUCUACAAGCAGGAGACGUUGGCAGGCCCAUUCCGGGAGUGGAGAUCAGAAUCGUAGACGACCACCUAGAUAUUCCCAAAGAAAGAGGAACGAUAGGCAAAAUUCAAGUCCGCUCACCAUAUGCAAUGAAAGAGUACGCUGGUAAUCCGCAGCUUACAAAGCAGGUUUUCACAGAAAGUAAAUGGUAUAGAACAGGCGACCUCGGUAAAAUAUCACCUGAAGGAAAUAUCAUAAUCAUGGGGCGUGAAAAUGAUGUCAUAUCAAGAGGCUGUAAAAAUAUAUACCCUGGAAUGUUGGAGUCUCUUUUAAGGGAGAUGACGUCGAUCAAAGACGUUUGUGUGGUACCUGUACCUGAUAAAAGACUACUUGAAGAAGUUUGUGUGUGUUUUGUGCCGUCCGGGCAGGUUACCCCAGAAGACGUGAAAAGAUUCUUUGAACAGAAACUUUUUAAGGAGCACACUCAGAACAGUCUUGGCGAAAUGCCGACAUACUUUUUGCAAUUUGAAUCGUUUCCCAAAGUAAGACUCGGAAAACCUGUAAGAAAAAGAAUAAGUCUUGAAGCUGCUGCAAGAUUGGGUCUGACUGAAACAACUACUUAUACGGACAACUAA
This is a messenger RNA of Pecten maximus, 1611 nucleotides long. RefSeq names its product medium-chain acyl-CoA ligase ACSF2, mitochondrial-like. The transcript has a single exon. The record is from RefSeq and is a predicted model, not a curated record. Bases 1 to 1611 code for a protein of 536 amino acids. Lineage: Eukaryota; Metazoa; Mollusca; Bivalvia; Pectinida; Pectinidae.